CUCGCGGACCCUGUCAGACUUCCAAGUCUCGACCUGUCCUGCUCAGAAAGUCAUUCUUACGUACCCCGCCGGACGUAAAUCCCUCUCUUCCACUUCAACCCCAGCGCGGAACGAAAUCACAUACCCACGAAUCCGUCGGCUUCCCCAGCAUGGUGGUUGCUACGAUCAAGUGCGUCGUCGUCGGCGACGGUGCUGUUGGGAAAACCUGUCUCCUUAUCAGUUACACCACGAACAAAUUCCCCUCGGAAUACGUCCCUACCGUCUUCGACAACUAUGCAGUCACCGUAAUGAUUGGUGAUGAACCCUACACACUAGGUCUCUUCGAUACCGCAGGUCAAGAAGAUUACGAUCGACUUCGACCCCUCUCCUAUCCUCAAACUGAUGUCUUUCUUGUCUGCUUCUCUGUUACCUCUCCAGCGUCCUUUGAGAACGUUAGGGAGAAGUGGUUUCCGGAGGUUCACCACCACUGCCCUGGCGUACCAUGCUUGAUUGUUGGAACCCAGGUCGAUCUGAGGGAAGAUGCCGCUGUAAAGGACAAGCUUGCAAAGCAACGGAUGUCACCCGUCAAACGCGAAGAUGGGGAGAGGAUGGCGAAGGAAUUGGGUGCAGUCAAAUAUGUGGAGUGCUCUGCUUUGACUCAAUAUAAACUGAAGGAUGUCUUCGAUGAGGCAAUUGUGGCAGCUCUCGAGCCCCCAGCGACACGAAAAUACGUGAAAAGGAGGAAGCCGACUUGUGUGGUCCUGUAGAGGCUAGCCGAGUGCAGCCAGAGCGGAUGUGAACCGAUUCUAGAGCCGCACGUGGCGCGGUGCUUAUAUUCUUUGCCUAUCUUCGAAGCCCGGGCUUGAUUUUAGGGAUACCUUGUGUUGUGGACUCCCGGCGCUAUGUGGGUAGCGGUGUUUU
This is a messenger RNA of Lindgomyces ingoldianus, 900 nucleotides long. RefSeq lists its product as uncharacterized. Gene Ontology annotation, biological process: small GTPase-mediated signal transduction. The record is from RefSeq and is a predicted model, not a curated record. The coding region runs from base 150 to 746 and encodes 198 amino acids. Gene Ontology annotation, molecular function: GTP binding; GTPase activity. The transcript is spliced from 4 exons. Lineage: Eukaryota; Fungi; Ascomycota; Dothideomycetes; Pleosporales; Lindgomycetaceae.